GCCGUCUGUUCGGUCUGGCAAUGGCACGAUUGCGACUGGGCUAUACCAAGUCGCGCACCGGCUGUUUGCGGUGCAAGCAACGCAGGGUCAAGUGCGACGAGACGAGGCCGGCCUGUAAGGCCUGCGUCCGCCAUGGCAUCGAAUGUAGCCUUUCCACGCAGCCCCCGCCGACUGCCGCCGGAACCGCCGGAAGCCCGGCUGCGACUUUGGUGGCCGCCAACCCAACAGCUGCAGGAGCAACGGGGUCUGCCCCGUGUCCACUACCGGCAUCGUCCCGGAGGAGCCGGACACGACCCGUCAACCCUACUCUGCAGCCCAAGAUCGAACCGCUUGUAGUCGGCUCGGAAGCAGGAGGUCCCUCACCCGCUGGCUCGGUACCCACUUUGGCCGACUCCCCCGCGACUGCUGUCACCCCCGACCCCUUCCCGUACCUCACCAAGCUCGUCACCGGCCCGCCCGAGGAGGACACGGCCAACUGGGUCUUCGACCUCGAGCUGCUCCACCAUUUCACCACCUCCACCUACAGCACCCUCCUGCUUGACCCGGCCCGGCCCGAGCCCAGCCGCAUGUGGCAGACCGAGGUGCCCAAGCAGGCCUUUGUGCACAUCUUCCUGCUGCACCAGAUCCUCGCCGUGGCCUCGUACCACCUGGCCCAUCUCCACCCGGAGAGCCGCCAGGUCUACUCGCUGCGCGCCUCGCAGCACCAGAACGCCGGCAUCCGCCGUAUGCGCCACGCCCUCUCGGAGCUCUCGCCCUCCAACUGCCACGCCCUCUUCGCCUCGUCCUCCCUCCUCUUUAUCGGCUCCCUCGCCGCCGCGUCCACCAGCCGCGACGCCCUUGACGCCCUCACCGUCGACGACCUCGUCGACGUGCUGAUCCUGGUCAAGGGCGUCGGCACUGUGCUGUACUCGUGCCAGGACCUGAUCCGCAGCGGCCCGCUGAGCGACCUGUUCAUCCAGCGCGGCGGCUCCGACGAGCCCAACCCGGCCCUGGACCGCGUCGUGCUGGCCGUCAGCGACUUCCUCGUCGAGAUUGCCGAAACCGAGACCGACGCCCGCGUCCGAGCUAUUAUCCACGCUGACGCCUACCGACUGGUCUCGGUCAUCCGCAACUCGCUCGUCCAGACCGCCGGUCCCGAAUACAGGGUGGUUGCCGCCUGGCCCAUCCAGAUGUCUGAUGACCUGAUCCCGCUGCUGAGACAGCGGAACCAGCCGGCUCUCGCACUACUGAGCUACUACUGUGUUGUCUUUCACGCCGCAGAGAUGCAGGGGUACUGGUUCAUGCGCGGGUGGGCGCCCGCUGUCAUUCAAGACAUUGCGCGAACCAUGACGGGGCCGUGGAAGCGCCACUCGGCCUGGGCCCUCGGCUGGAUUACGGGGCAUGUGGUCAUGGGGUGACUCGACAGCAGGGAAGCCCACGUGAGGCUUUCAAAGAUGCUUGCACCCGCCCACCGAACCAAUAAGGUUCACGAGAGUCAGCUUGUUGCGGCCUGAAAUGGACGAGGGUUCAGAUGCAAGCGAUGUCUUCUUGGAGUUUCAUGUCGUGUUUCCUAAAAAGAAGAAGGGGAAGCCCGCCGCACACCACCACAUCCUACGGCAACCUCCCAAGAACCACCACGCCCCCUCCUCCAUUACUUCCCCUCGGGGAACUUCCGAAACAGAUCUAGCAGUUUGUCGAUCGGCGCCGCCAGAAGUCCCGCGACCGUCUCGAACGGCGGCCGGUC
This is a messenger RNA of Thermothelomyces thermophilus ATCC 42464, 1723 nucleotides long. RefSeq lists its product as uncharacterized. Gene Ontology annotation, molecular function: DNA-binding transcription activator activity, RNA polymerase II-specific; zinc ion binding. Lineage: Eukaryota; Fungi; Ascomycota; Sordariomycetes; Sordariales; Chaetomiaceae. The transcript is spliced from 2 exons. The coding region runs from base 21 to 1397 and encodes 458 amino acids. The record is from RefSeq and is a predicted model, not a curated record. Gene Ontology annotation, biological process: regulation of transcription by RNA polymerase II.